CACAGAAGACUGAUGCGAUCAGUGAGCUGGCAGACUUAACGAUAGUACGAGACUUGCACGAGCUUGGAUUAUAGUAGCGACGGCGAGAAUCAAUCGGCAGCGGCUACAGCCAUAAUGUGGCUUUAUACGUGUGUGUUCGUAGCGACUGCUUUGGUGGUUUGGACGGAUGCGCAAGAUUGUUCAACGAAUCCAUGCAAUGCUCGUGGAGUUACGCGUACGUGCUAUGACCGGGUAAAUCCACCAUUGGGCGAAUCGUCAUUCGUGUGUGAAUGUAUAGAAGAGAUCGAUACUAAUUGGAUGGGUUCUGAUUGCAAUGAAAUAGGAGAUCACCAAAACCUGUAUAGCUGUUAUGGAAUUGAGUGCGCAACGGGAUCUUUUCAAUCCAUCAACUGGCCUAAUGCCUACCUUCCUCGGUAUUCGGCAGGAUAUAUAUGUUACAUUCCCGGUGCCACGUCUAUAACCUUAACAUUUGACCAAAUUUUUCACGUGGAAGAACCAAAAGACGAACUAUACCUUGGCCCUGGGGUGAGGUACGACGUUGCAAAUUUCCAAGGCGUAAGCCAGCCCGGUGUGCUUUGGUUCUAUGAUGGCCAAGCUGUCCCAGAAACAUUGACAAUUGAGAGUGAUUCGUUCUGGAUGUACUUCGGUACUGAUAAGAACUUGGAAUACUCGGGAUGGAAAGUCACGUGGAAUGCAGCUGUCAACCCGUGUGACCCAAAUCCUUGUUUGAACAGCGGUAUAUGUAACAACUUAGGAACUACGUACACGUGCACUUGUGUGGGCUGUUAUACUGGAAAUAUAUGUCAGACUGCAAUCGCCAAUCCAUGCCUGACCAAUCCAUGCCAAAAUAAUGGUAUAUGCCAAGCUACGACAUGUUCAACAUAUUCAUGUUCCUGUCAAGGCUGUUAUACUGGAAAUAACUGUCAAACACGUGAGUGAUUAGCAACAAUCCAUCUUCUAGGCAACGUAGUGUGUUAGCCUGCCAUAUACUACAAGAAAUGCACGAC
Messenger RNA from Saccoglossus kowalevskii, 1007 nucleotides. RefSeq names its product fibropellin-3-like. Lineage: Eukaryota; Metazoa; Hemichordata; Enteropneusta; Harrimaniidae. The record is from RefSeq and is a predicted model, not a curated record.